This is a messenger RNA of Erigeron canadensis, 1657 nucleotides long. Its product is annotated as malate dehydrogenase [NADP], chloroplastic. NCBI's taxonomy places the organism in Eukaryota, Viridiplantae, Streptophyta, Magnoliopsida, Asterales, Asteraceae. The record is from RefSeq and is a predicted model, not a curated record. The transcript is spliced from 14 exons. Gene Ontology annotation, molecular function: L-malate dehydrogenase (NADP+) activity; L-malate dehydrogenase (NAD+) activity. Gene Ontology annotation, biological process: oxaloacetate metabolic process; tricarboxylic acid cycle; malate metabolic process. Bases 74 to 1387 code for a protein of 437 amino acids.
AAAUCCACUCUUACAACGUAAAAACUAAACCCCUGUUUAUCCCUCUUCUGUUUCUCCCUCCAAAACUUCUCCAAUGGCGGUUGCAGAGCUAAGUCACGCUUACACCACUCAAACCCACCUCACUAACCCACAAUUAUUUUCAGCUCAUCAGAUUUCCCAACAUGGCCGAUGUCGCCUCAGUUUCCGACAUCUUCUUCGUACCCCGACAACAACCUUAAUCCGAUGUUCUGUUACCUCAGACAAAGUUGAAGCACCGGUUGGUAUUGAUCCAAAACCAAAGAAUGAAUGCUAUGGUGUCUUUUGUCUCACUUAUGAUCUCAAGGCUGAAGAACAAACAAAGUCAUGGAAGAAAAUGAUAAAUGUGGCAGUUUCAGGGGCUGCUGGGAUGAUAUCAAACCAUUUACUCUUCAAGCUUGCAUCUGGGGAGGUUUUUGGUCCAGAUCAACCUAUUGCUCUGAAACUUUUGGGUUCUGAAAGAUCAUUUGCAGCUCUUGAAGGAGUGGCAAUGGAACUUGAGGACUCUCUAUAUCCAUUGUUGAGAGAGGUGAGCAUUGGGAUUGAUCCAUAUGAGGUAUUCGAAGAUGUAGAAUGGGCUCUUCUGAUUGGAGCAAAGCCUAGAGGACCUGGAAUGGAAAGAGCCGACUUGUUGGACAUUAACGGGCAAAUAUUUGCUGAGCAGGGAAAAGCUCUCAAUGCCGUUGCUUCACGUAAUGUCAAGGUCAUGGUGGUGGGCAACCCAUGCAAUACAAAUGCUUUGAUCUGUAUGAAGAACGCUCCAAACAUACCUGCGAAGAAUUUUCAUGCUUUAACUAGACUAGAUGAGAAUAGAGCGAAAUGCCAGUUGGCUCUUAAAGCAGGAGUUUUCUAUGAUAAAGUCUCUAACGUCACCAUUUGGGGAAACCACUCAACAACUCAGGUCCCUGACUUUCUAAAUGCUAAAAUACAUGGAAUUCCUGUCCCGGAGGUUAUUAGAGAUAGGAAAUGGUUAGAAGAAGAUUUUACUCAAAUCGUUCAGACGAGAGGCGGAGCUCUAAUAAAGAAAUGGGGAAGAUCUUCAGCGGCAUCAACUGCUGUUUCUAUUGUGGAUGCAAUAAAGUCUCUUGUAACACCCACACCUGAGGGGGAUUGGUUCUCAACUGGAGUUUACACAACUGGAAAUCCAUAUGGAAUAGCAGAGGAUAUUGUUUUCAGCAUGCCCUGCAGGUCGAAGGGUGAUGGUGAUUACGAGCUUGUUAAAGAUGUGAUAUUCGAUGACUAUCUCCGUAAAAAAAUUAAAAAGUCCGAGGAUGAGCUGCUUGCUGAAAAGAAAUGUGUAGCACACCUAACGGGAGAGGGUAUUGCUGUCUGUGACCUACCAGAGGAUACAAUGCUUCCAGGAGAAGUGUAGAACGAGCUAAAUACUAGUUACGAUCGAAAAUUUAUCGGGCAUACCACCCCAAUACUGAGCAGGAAACAGGAUUAGAGCCAUGUUCCUAUUAUUGAACAUUAUAGUUGCCAAUAAUGAGCGAUUAUGACACCGAGUAGUUUGAGGUAUUUAUAAUGCUGUCUACAGGUUUUCGUUCAUUGUCAUCUUGGUCGAACUUGAUAAACAUGUACACUAUGCACUUGCUCAUUUGUUCACAUAGUUCAAUGUAAUACAUUUGCUUGUUCACGUGAA